UCAGAGAAAUCAAGUUCAUUUAAAUGUGGGACAUUUGGAGCCUCGAGUUUGCAGCAAAGGAAUUUUGCCACAGGUGCAUUUGAUGGCAAGUUGCAAAUAUGGGAUUUGGAGUCAAUGCAGAUUCCAAUAUAUUCUGUGAAAGGCCAUAAAGAGAUCAUAAAUGAUAUAGAUGGUGUUGGAGGUUUAGGCAUUGGGGAGGGUGCUCCUGAAAUAGUCACUGGAAGUAGAGAUGGAAGCGUGAAAGUGUGGGACCCCAGGCAGAAGAAUGAUCCUGUGGCAGCAAUGGAACCUGGAGAAGGUGAAGAUAAGAGAGACUGCUGGACAGUGGCUUUUGGUCAUGCUUACAACCAACAUGACCGUUGUGUCUGUGCAGGCUAUGACAAUGGUGACAUCAAACUCUUUGAUCUGAGAAAUAUGUCACUGCGAUGGGAAACAAAUAUAAAAAAUGGGGUGUGCUGUGUUGAGUUUGACAGAAAGGACAUUAGUAUGAACAAGUUAGUUGCCACCACUCUGGAGUCCAAGUUCCAUGUAUUUGAUAUGAGGACUCAACAUCCAACAAAAGGGUUUGCAUCUCUCACAGAAAAGGCACACAAAUCCACUGUGUGGAAUGUGAGGCAUCUCCCUCAGAACCGAGAUAUCUUCAUGACCACUGGUGGAACUGGAACACUUUGCUUAUGGAAAUAG
Messenger RNA from Lingula anatina, 684 nucleotides. RefSeq names its product dynein axonemal assembly factor 10. Gene Ontology annotation, molecular function: protein binding. NCBI's taxonomy places the organism in Eukaryota, Metazoa, Brachiopoda, Lingulata, Lingulida, Lingulidae. The record is from RefSeq and is a predicted model, not a curated record.